Molecule: messenger RNA, 2100 nt
Organism: Aspergillus puulaauensis
Lineage: Eukaryota; Fungi; Ascomycota; Eurotiomycetes; Eurotiales; Aspergillaceae
Product: putative G1/S-specific cyclin Pcl5
Exons: 2
Coding region: 1-2100 (699 amino acids)
Biological process (GO): regulation of cyclin-dependent protein serine/threonine kinase activity
Cellular component (GO): cyclin-dependent protein kinase holoenzyme complex; nucleus
Molecular function (GO): cyclin-dependent protein serine/threonine kinase regulator activity; protein kinase binding
Source: RefSeq, a predicted model, not a curated record
AUGAACGCGAUUGACGUGUUAGGUUUGAGGGACUCAAACCAAAGCAUUCAAUACAAAGCGCCUUAUGCGCAUCCAUAUGCCUCGUCGAUCUCGUCUUCGGCAUCCUCCUCUUCCUCCUCGGUUUUCUCAUUAGAUGCGGUAUCCACCCAAAGCUCCAACUCUUCGACCUCGACAAGCUCUGUCGAUGUCAUCUGGGAGAAUGAAGGUGAAUACCAGGCCGGGGGAAGAGGACUAGGUGCCACCGGUGGUGUGCGUGGUUGUUUCAGGGGCAACGCCCCAACUACUGCUGAUGCCGCUGUUCCGCCGGAGCUGCGCAAGCAUCCUCGACGUACCAGCAGUGGCUUGCAGUCUAACGGCGCAUCAUGCACGCGCCCUCCGCCCUGCCUUUUACGGCAAUCUGAGCGGAAGGUCAAUUUUGUCGAUAAUCUUGUCGACACUGCGUCAUUGAUCGUCGAAAUCAUUUGGCCCUUGUCCGCGGUCUCGCUUCGGAGUGAUUCAAAUACGGGAUGUAAAGGUGUUUUGCCUCUUCGGACUUUCAUCCAAGAAACACUUCGUCGUUCGCGGACUAGCUACAGCACGUUGCAAGUAGCGCUCUACUAUUUGAUUAAAAUCAAGUCGCACGUGCCAAGCCCAGAACAGACGCAGGAUCAGUCGCGAGCUAAGCCGGUUUGCCGGGCUAUGCAGUGUGGCCGACGCAUGUUCUUGGCGGCUUUGGUCCUUGCCUCAAAAUAUCUUCAGGACCGAAACUAUUCCGCUCGUGCUUGGAGCAAGAUUUCUGGUCUGAACACAGUUGAAAUCAAUCAGAAUGAGCUGAUGUUCCUGGAAGCUGUUGACUGGAAGCUUCACAUUUCUGAAGCCACUUUCCAACGCUGGACGGACAUCGUUCUGAAGUACACUCCUGGUGCCGGUAACAUGUUCGCCCUCGACGGGCAAUCCUGGCGCACCGUCAUUCCUAGACUCACACCCGAUUUGGAGGAAAUCGACAAUGAGCCCAUGACUCCUACGAGCGUGGGAGGAUUCGAGGGUGGCUUUGCAUCAAACUCCCCAUCGCCUCGCAGCGCCUGCACGCGGGCACCGACUUAUGCUCAUUCGGUCAAUGCAGAGCCUAAAUCGCUUCCUUCUAUUGCUCAGAUUCCUGAAUUCAACCGAUCAGACAGCUCCCUUCCAUCCUUGCCAUCAAUUCCACGACUUCCUUUGUUGCCAACUCCGCAGCUGACCCCCCAACCGAGCAAUGCUUCCACUCCUGCAGCGAGUGCUAGUCGCCCCUCCUACCGACGUCAAAUGUGUGCUGCCAUGUCCCAGAGUAUGUGUACAGCGCGGUCAAUAUAUGACCAGCGUCCGUCGCUUUGCUCAAAGGCUAGCAGCGCACUAGAUAGCUUCCCGACAUUUAUGCGUCGUUCUUCGUUGGCUCGCUCGACGUCAUCUGCAUCAUCGCCGGAGUCGAUGGUCUCGGAUGUCUCAACCCUGUCCUCCCAGUCCUCUCGCUCUUCCAUGUCCUCCAGUUCUUGUGGGACUAGUGCACCAACUCUACCUAGCUUAGCUAUGCAGGCGACUUUACGAUGCACUGGCAACUCGAUGAAGGGAGCCCGGAAACACAUGCCAAUGGUCUCACCCAUUGAUGAGCCUUCUUACAGCGAUGUGCCUAGCUCGCCAGAGACAUACCCGCGGCGAGUUCGAGAAAUUUCCAGCUUCUCGACUGAACCUCCGUCGGAUAUGACGUCGACUCAUGAAGCUGCACAAAGCCUGUGCCAGCUGUCGGGUGUCGCGUCUCAUCCCCAGAAGUCGGCCGGUCAAGCGUCACCACGACGCCAGUGCCGGAAACGUGGCCGGACCGGAUCUGAUGAUCUGCAGCUACAACAACAUGUGCGGCAUUUGAUACGUUCCGACACUGCUCCGGAAGGAACCGUUCUCCCGGACAGUAACAUGGCAAACUUGCUCCGCAUGUCUCAACAGUCUGUAGACCCUUCCCCGUCGCUCCCCUCACUGAGCGCUCUGGGUUUUGGUGUCCCGUUGUCUGGUCCAGCUGGAAUGAAGCGUGCUUGCUGUGGAAGUGAAGCAAGAAAGAUCGCUCUACACCCUGCGUUGCGCGUGGACUACUGA